Messenger RNA from Diatraea saccharalis (sugarcane borer), 681 nucleotides. The record is from the annotation of a GenBank genome assembly. Lineage: Eukaryota; Metazoa; Arthropoda; Insecta; Lepidoptera; Crambidae.
AUGACAGAGCGAGAACAUAGGAGUGCUAAGCGUAAAUGGAAAACUGCAAAUAAGAAACGUCGAGAACGACAAAAAACUGCUCAACAAAUUAUGGACAUUACACCGACGUCGAGCCCGCGGUCAGGAACUCCAGUUUUACCGAGGUCUAGAGGCCGAAAACAAAUACGAAGAGAUAGAUCUGCAGUGUACAGAAAUAAUUUGAAAUUGCAGGAAGAAAUAGAAAAGUUGAAAAGAAUGUGUAGUAAAUAUAAAAAGAGAUACCAAAGAGCUAAAACGUCAAUCAAACACACGGAACAAAUGCUCUCUACAAAACCAGGGUUAUCGCUCACCAAAACACUGAAGGAGUUAAGCAAGGUCCGUUUGUAUUUAGUGACGGACAGUGACAUACAAAACAUUGAAAAAGCUCUACCUAAAAACCUUGUACCACUUCAAGGUGUUGCUAAAAGUGAAGUUGAUGAAGAAGGAGACGUCAAAAUUAUGUUUUACAAGACAGUAGAUAAAACUGGUAAAAGGUUCAAAGCAGUAGAUACUGAUAUUUCUUACGAACCUUACGAUAACAUCUUAGAAAUUGUUCCUAAUCCUAAAAUUGUCGUAAAAGGUGAAAACGCACUUUUUCUCUUUAUACGUAGAAGCAGAUUAGGCAAAUACAAUAAAUCUGACAAUAAUAAAUUUAAAACUUAA